Molecule: messenger RNA, 1071 nt
Organism: Soboliphyme baturini
Lineage: Eukaryota; Metazoa; Nematoda; Enoplea; Dioctophymatida; Soboliphymatidae
Source: the annotation of a GenBank genome assembly
AUGGCGCAAGAAAGCGUCUUCCGCCUUUCACAGCAGCUGGUAUCCGCAUUGACGAACACCGAGAACAACAAACUAGUCUUUUCAAAUUUUUACGACUGUCUCUUGUUUCCUGACCGCCAUCAUUCAUCGGAGAACAUGCGCCUAAAGUCAUUCCAAAAACUGUUGUCGAUCGUUAAUCAGCUGCAGAACGUACAGGGCGGAGCUGAAAACAUUACGUCGGUCAAAACGUUGAUUGAAAAUGCAGAGUUGCUCAGUCGUUCCAGUGACAGCUGUGCUGUACUCUACUUCGUUCUUCUGUUGAGCGAUGCCAGUCGUGCCAAGGAUGAAUGGUCUAACGGUGACAUCACAAACAGUACUUUCAAUAACGAUUUCAGUAUCAAAUCUCUGUGCGAAGCUGUAAAAGAACAUGCACAUAGCAGUACCUCUGCAGCAAACAUAUUCACCUGUGACGUGUAUUGUGACUGGGUUACAGCGUUUCCGAGCUUCUUUCGAUUUUCACAGGCUCCCCGGAAGGAUUCGCAGAAAAAGCCCACGAAAGUUUCAUCACAGUCAAUGAAUGAAGUUGUCGAUAGGCGGAACGCGAGUUUCUGGCCUCUGUACAUACCACUGGCUUCACUGAAAUUGCAGAGCAGAUCUGAUAGACGGCAAACUUUACAUUCGAUGAUGCCUUUACUAUCAGACCUAAGCGAGAAUGAUUUUGCUAGGUUCGGCAUGCCUGCUCUCUACGAACCAGUAAUGCUGAUGACAGGCGAUUUUGGCAUCAUGCACAACUUCUCAGUUCUUAAUAUCAGCCGUCUAAAGUUGAUAGUGCAGGGAUUGCUGAUUGGCGUUGAAUCAGGCUGUAUUGUUCUUGAUCAGAUUUUAGGUUACGUGUUCGUCGAAAAGAUGAUUUUCACAAUCUGCUAUUUCAGCUCUUCAAAUCGCAUUACGUGGCUGACCGCUUACAAAGUUUCCAAAAGUUCUGUCCCUGGAUUUCUUUACCAACUGUUCGACAAGUUAGCUUUUUGUGGCAAAGCCGUUUCGCUGUUAAACGUGCGCAUAAAGUCUUUGGCCAAUGAGGUAACCGUAUAA